Molecule: messenger RNA, 2841 nt
Organism: Peromyscus maniculatus bairdii (prairie deer mouse)
Lineage: Eukaryota; Metazoa; Chordata; Mammalia; Rodentia; Cricetidae
Source: RefSeq, a predicted model, not a curated record
UCCUCUCCCUCUGUAGUCAUGUCAGGUCGCGGCAAAGGCGGGAAGGGCCUGGGCAAGGGCGGCGCCAAGCGCCACCGCAAAGUCCUGCGCGACAACAUCCAGGGCAUCACCAAGCCCGCCAUCCGCCGCCUGGCCCGGCGCGGCGGCGUCAAGCGCAUCUCCGGCCUCAUCUACGAGGAGACCCGCGGGGUGCUGAAGGUCUUCCUGGAGAACGUGAUCCGCGACGCCGUCACCUACACGGAGCACGCCAAGCGCAAGACCGUCACGGCCAUGGACGUGGUCUACGCGCUCAAGCGCCAGGGACGCACGCUCUACGGCUUCGGCGGCUGAGCUGCUCCGCCUCCCGCUUCUUUCUCUAACGGCCCUUUUCAGGGCCACCCACUUCAUCUUCUAAAGACUGCAACAUUGCUUUCUAAGCUCCCGACGUCAGGCCUUUGUGCGGCACGCGGCUCUGUCGCCUGCGGACUGCAUCCCUCGUUCAGCGCCUCCCGUGCUCGGGUGUGCGGUUUGUAUCUCCCGUCUUUAGUGAAGUUCAAUGUCAGACGGGCUCGGGACAGUUAAGCCUGGGAGUGGUGGGUGCUCUGCCCGCUCUGGGUACAAAUGCACUUCACUUUCUCUACUGUUGGUUCUGUCUGCUGCUGUCUGAAAUAGCUGAGCUUUUCCGCUGCUCACUGGCAAAUUUCUCCUGCCUUGGAAUUCUUUAGUUGGCAGAGAAAACGAGCCCACCCAGACCGUUCGGCCUGUGUCGGCAUGGCUGCGUGGUUGGGAGAGAUUCUAUGUUGGGGUCGAACAGCUCGCCUCACUUUGUCCGUGUGUGGGGGAUGGGAAGGGAGGUCUGUGCAGUGCUCAAGCUGGUGACGUCGCCUUACGCUACACUAGACGCCAAGGUCUUGUGCCUUUGGCAUUUCCUCCUUCACUGGCUCCCAUGUUCACCAUGCAGCCACAUUCCUGUGCUUGUUCUGCAGCUGGAGGAACUGUUUGAAAAGCUUGAGGAAGUGUGGCCCUGGAGAGGUGGGUACUGGGGGUAGACGUUGAGGUUUUGUUUUGGUUGGUUGGUUGGUUUUGGUUUUUGUUUUGAUUGGAGAUAGGAUUUUUCUAUCUAACAGCUCUGGCUCUUCUGGCCCUCACUUUGUAGACCACACUGGCCUUGAACUCACAGCGCUCUGCCUGCCUCUGCCUCCCAAGUGCUGAGGUCAAAGCUGUGUGCCACCACUGACCAUCAGGCUUUGACAUUUCAAAAGCCCAAGCCAUUCUCCGUUACAGUUGCCUCUGCCUCCUACCUGUGGAUCAGAUGUAAGCUCUAAGCUACCACUCUAGUGCCUGCCCGCCUGCUUGCUCCCAUGAUGACCGUGAACUCAAACCCUCUGGAGCCAUUAAUCCCAAUAAACAUUUUUUUUUUAAUAAAUUGCCUUGGUCAUGAUGUCUCUUCACAGCAAAAGAAAAGUGACUAAGACAAUGAAUAUUGAGUAUUCCCUACAUCUCAUGCAUGUUUAGAUCCUGAUAUUUCAUGUGUGUCUUAUGAAUGCUGAUCUUUUGGUAAAUAUCACCAUGCACGACUUACUCCUUAUCUAUGCCUGGCACAUUUUAGAACAUUUUUUUUUUACCUAUCACAUUUGUUUCUCAGUAACAGAACUACAGGAUUUCAAAUAGUACCAGGAAGGUGUAUUUUCAAAUGUCAGGAAACCAAGACCAUGAAUUGUUCCAAAUAUGAUACAAUCCUGGAACAGAUGCAUAACAGUAUGGUACAGUAGUCUAAUCUUUUGCUCUAUUCUAUUUUAAUGAUAGGGUUGUCAAACAAUAAAGAACUUGAUUGUUUUAAAAUGUUUUAUUAUUGUGUGUGCAAGAUAUGUAUGCUGAGCUAGGGGAAAUCAACCUUAAGGAGCCACUUUCUCUCCCUCCACUUUUCUGUGGGUGUCAGGGGCUGAACUCACGUCAACAUGGGUGUGUAGUAAGUGCUUUGCCUUUGUUGUUGUUGUUGUUGUUGUUGUUGUUGUUUGAGACAUAGGGUCUCACUAUGUAGCUCUAGUGUCGUGGAACUCACAAAGCAAACCAGGAUGGACUCACAGCGAUCCACCUGCCUCAGGUUCCCAACUGCUGGAAGAUUAAAGAUGUGUGCCACUAUGCAGAACUGGAGCAAGUACUCUCACCAUCCAGUCAUUUGGCCUGCCUAGCACUUGCUUGUUCUAAUGAAUGAUUCAUUCAUUCAUUCUAAUCCAUGGGAACAAAUUCAUAAGUAAUGGUACUUAACAAAACCCUUUGUGUGAAGUCCACUCACUGCCAUUCUGUUACUAUGUGGACAGGGCCAGUGAUAUAAAUCAUAUAUUUUCUUAAUUUAAAAAAAAGUUUAUUGUGCUUUGUAGAUGAAAUUCUAAACAGUGUUAGUAAAUAAGAAACACAGAGCCAAAUACAGGGGUAAUAGCCGAAGAGAUCAGAGAAUUAGCGAAGAGCCACUGACUACCCUUUAGUUUAUCACCAAGCCGUGGUUUCCCACAUGAGAGCUUCCUGUCUGACUUGUGUUUUUAUUGCUUUUCUAUUCUGCCUUCUUAUUGGCUCUAAGCCCAGCCACAUGACUUCCUGCCUGUCUAUAUAGACCUCCAGGUCUCUAUGGUUGGUACUGGGAUUAAAGGCUCCUGUCACCAUGCUUGGCUGUGUCCUUGACCACACAGCGACUCUGCCUGCCAUGUGAUCAGAUUAAGGACAUGUGCUACCACCGCCUGAUUCCUGUUUCUGGCUAUGUGACCCCUGAUCUCCAGGCAAACUUUAUUUAUUAACAUACAAAUAAAAUCACAUUUCAGCACAAUUAAAAUAUCACCACAAUAAGCCGGGCGGUGGUGGCGCACG